Molecule: messenger RNA, 1811 nt
Organism: Papilio polytes (common Mormon)
Lineage: Eukaryota; Metazoa; Arthropoda; Insecta; Lepidoptera; Papilionidae
Gene: alka
Product: glycine receptor subunit alpha-4
Exons: 11
Coding region: 197-1588 (463 amino acids)
Biological process (GO): regulation of membrane potential; chloride transmembrane transport; signal transduction
Cellular component (GO): synapse; neuron projection; membrane
Molecular function (GO): neurotransmitter receptor activity; extracellular ligand-gated monoatomic ion channel activity; transmembrane signaling receptor activity
Source: RefSeq, a predicted model, not a curated record
CCGACCUAUUCGCGCCUACCACUGCUAAUAUAACAAAAAGUGCUACGAUAGCUUUUGUUUGUGCGUGAUUUUGGUUAUUAAUUAAUACAUAAGCCGCGGAUAAUAUGUGACGUAGAGGAUUGAACAUGUUCGAAAGAUGAAUACUAAGUUGGGAUGAAUCAAUGUCGAGUUUUCGACCCGGUGUCCACACUUGAAGAUGAUUACAUGGACUUGGCCAACAACGUUGUUCUUUUUAAUAUGGCUUUGUAAUGACGUCGUGUCAAAAAGGAAUCAUACUUUGAAGCCGAGAGUGGUGCUGCCGGAGAAUUAUGUUAAAGAGAUGAGACCGCCGUCACGAAAGGGGCAGCCCGUUAUCGUGGAGUUUAGUAUCUACGUUGUAGAUGUCAACUCUAUUAACGUCGAGGACAUGGAUUUCAGAGUGGACAUGUUCAUAAGACAGACGUGGAGUGAGAGCCGCCUACAACUGCCUGAUGAUAUAUUCGAGGAAGGCGAUGACCACGUCACUCUGCCGCCGGAGUUCUUUGACAACCUCUGGCAUCCAGAUCCUUACUUCUUGAACUCUAAAGUCACAGAAAUAGCGGAGCUAACUCACAAGUUCUCGUCAGUGACGUUGUAUAGAAACCAGACGGUGCGCUACGCGGCGAGGAUGCACGCCAUCAUCGCCUGUCAGAUGGAGUUCCAGCUUUAUCCCAUGGAUAUACAAUCCUGUCCCAUUUACAUAGAGAGCUUUUCGUAUAGUAAUCAAAAGGUUCGUUUCCGCUGGAGCGACGCAGGAGUGACCAUCAACCCGGAGCUCAAACUGCUGCAGUACCACAUCGGGGAGCCGCUGCGACUGGAAGAGACCAAUGGAUACAUGAUCGAUAAGGAUGGAAACUAUUCUAGAUUGGUUGUGUACUUCAGAUUUGAACGACAAAUUGGUCAUCAUUUGAUCCAGACGUUUGCGCCUUCGUCUCUUGUCGUUAUGUUAUCUUGGUUCAGUUUCUGGUUAGACCUGGACGCUAUACCUGGCCGUGUGACUUUGCUCGUCACUUGCAUGUUGACAUUGGUCACCAUGUUCACUGGCUUGAGAGCUGACAUUCCACCAGUUGCUUAUGUUAAGGCACUAGAUUUAUGGAUGGCUGGCUGCAUGAUGUUUGUAUUCGCGGCGCUUGGAGAAUUCGUGGUCGUCAAAGUAUUGGACAAACAAUAUCAGAUGAAUAAAACGAAAGCACAAGAAUCGAUGCCCAGAAUUAUACCAGUGCGAUUGAAUGGUGAGAAAGGUUCUUGCGGGACAGUCGCGGCGUGGGAGGGCGGCGGCGUGCGCUGUCGCAAGGUGGACCUCACCUCCCCCGCCUCGCCGCCGCCCGCCGCCGCCCCCGCCCCCGCCCCCGCGCUGCACACCACCCCCACCGCGCCUACCCCACACCUGGUGGGGGUUGAACGACGACAGAGCAUAUUACAAGUGGCCUGGUUAGACGCGGACACGGGUCAGGAGCGCGUCCUGUGGCGGGAGAUAGACAAGCUGUCGCGGGUCGUGUUCCCCGCACUCUUUCUAUUGUUCGUCACCAUGUACUGGCCCGUCCUCCUGCUCAAGACAAAGACCUCAUAACAAUUCACAUCCUUGACACCUUUCUUACCUGGCGAUGACGUUAAAAAUGUAAAAAAGAAUAUGUCAUAGGCGAGAGAAACUUAAGCGUAAGCACAAUGGCUUAACAAAGAGAUUAAACAUAUAUAGAGUAGGCAUAUUUGACACUUCAUUUAAAAUAUUACACAUAAUUUCACUAACGCUAUCUAUUGAUUGUCCUGUCUAGGUAAUUAGUUGUAUUUAAAAA